This is a messenger RNA of Impatiens glandulifera, 1225 nucleotides long. Its product is annotated as probable UMP-CMP kinase 2. Gene Ontology annotation, cellular component: nucleus; cytoplasm. Bases 153 to 869 code for a protein of 238 amino acids. The record is from RefSeq and is a predicted model, not a curated record. Gene Ontology annotation, molecular function: ATP binding; UMP kinase activity. The transcript is spliced from 9 exons. Gene Ontology annotation, biological process: 'de novo' pyrimidine nucleobase biosynthetic process; UDP biosynthetic process; CDP biosynthetic process. NCBI's taxonomy places the organism in Eukaryota, Viridiplantae, Streptophyta, Magnoliopsida, Ericales, Balsaminaceae.
UUCUCCUUCAGUGAGCUUCCCACGUUUGGAAAAAGGGCACGGUCUUUUGGUGGUUCAGCACAGUAGAGUCUUCCGUACUUGGUCGAUCAAAUUGGCAAUGAAGUCGUCACCAAUUCUCCUCCAAUCCUAGUAGUUUUUUUCAGAUAAGAGAGAUGUGGAGGCGCACGAUUCGUCUCUCUUCGAUUCUAGCUUCAUCCAGACCUUCUCUCAUUAUUCAGACGGAGACAGCUUAUAGAUUGAAGAUUUCUGAAAGAUUCUGCUCAGAGGUCAAUGGUGGAAGUCCAGCAAGAGAUAAAACACCGUUUAUAACUUUUGUUUUAGGAGGUCCUGGUAGUGGAAAAGGUACACAAUGUGCAAGGCUGGCUGAGAUGUUUGGUUUUACACACUUAAGUGCAGGAGAUCUUCUGCGAGAGGAGAUAUCAUUGAAUACUGAGAAUGGUUCAAUGAUCCUCAACACAAUUAAGGAGGGCAAAAUUGUUCCAACCGAAGUGACUGUGAAACUGAUCCAAGAGGCUAUUAAUUCAAGUGCAAAUGAUAAAUUCCUCAUCGAUGGCUUCCCUAGAACUGAGGAGAACCGCCUGAAAUACGAACAAAUCGUUGGAGGUGAACCUAACAUGGUGCUUUUCUUUGACUGCCCUAAAGAUGAGAUGGUGAAACGGUUACUGAGCCGGAAUCAGGGUAGGAUUGAUGAUAACAUAGAGACCAUUGGGAAGCGUAUGGAAGUGUUCAGAGCUGUAACACUUCCUGUUAUCAACUACUAUUCCAAUAAAGGAAAAUUAUACAAGAUUAUGGCUGUUGGGACCGAAGACGAGGUAUUUGAACGAGUUAAACCAAUUUUUACUGGAUUGAAGCAAAGUUUGGAGGCGUAAUGAAGCUGAAUAUCUGAAGAGGACAGAGGACAUCUGAGGGAGGUUAGUACAUUGUAUGUAAUGAGGACAGGAGAGCUAUAUAUAUAAGAUUAAUAAUAAUGGAUGAGAUGUUUUUGUCAUCCAGUGGAGUGAAGUAAAAGUAGCUAAUGAUGAACCCCCUUGUUUUAGUUCCUUGGUGGGGCCAGAGAAGCUUCAAUAUUUUUCCAAGCACGAAUUAUGCUUAAAUUGGUCAACAUUUGUACCAAGUUUUAAUGCUCUGCAAUUGCACACAGUCAGACCAUGUCUUCUUCUUUUUAUUUACGUGAUGAGUGAAUGUUUUGUGAAAAUAUUAAAUAUAAUACCCAUUUACAUCCCUA